AUGAGAGAAGAACCAUAUAAAUGCAUGGAGUGUGGAAAGAGCUUUAAUAAAUCUGAUCAUCUUAUUUCCCAUAAAAAGACACAUUUAGAAGAGAAAACAUAUAACUCCAGGGAGUGUGGAAAGACCUCCUGUAAUGAUUACUCUUUUAGAAGUCAUGAAAGAAAUCACAAAGGAGAAAGACUUUAUAAAUGCAUGGAGUGUGGAAAGACCUUUACUGGUCACAGUGGUCUCAAUUACCAUAAGAGGAUCCACACUGGAGAAAAGCCAUAUCAGUGCCUGGAAUGUGGAAAGACCUUUACUUGUAACAGUCAUCUCAAUACCCAUAAGAGGGUCCACACUGGAGAGAAGCCAUAUCAGUGCAUGGAAUGUGGAAAGUCCUUCUCUUGUAAUUACUCUCUUACAAGCCAUCAUAAGAAUCACAAAGGAAAAAGACCUUAUAAAUGCAUGGAGUGUGGAAAGACCUUUACUCGUAGCAGUAAUCUUAAUUCCCACAAAAGGAUCCACACUGGAGAGAAGCCAUAUCAAUGCAUGGAAUGUGGAAAGAGCUUUACUUGUAGCAGUAGUCUCAGUUCCCAUAAGUGGAUCCACACUGGAGAGAUGCCAUAUCAAUGCCCGGAAUGUGGAAAGUCCUUCUCUUGUAAUUACUCUCUUACAAUCCAUCAUAGGAAUCACAAAGGAAAAAGACCUUAUAAAUGCAUGGAGUGCGGAAAGACCUUUACUAAGAGCAGCAAUCUUAAUUCCCACAAGAGGAUCCACACAGGAGAGAAGCCAUAUCAAUGCAUGGAGUGUGGAAAGACCUUUACUUAUAGCAGUAGUCUUAAUUCCCACAAGAGGAUCCACAUAGGAGAGAUGCCAUAUAAAUGUGUGGAAUGUGGAAAGGGUUUUAGGUGGAAUUGUGAUUUUAUCUCCCACAAAAGAAUCCACACAGGGGAGAAGCCAUAUCAAUGCAUGGAGUGUGGGAAGAGCUUUGCCAUGAGUUCCACUCUUGCUUGGCAUAGAAGGAUCCAUACACUGGAGAAACCAUAUCAAUAAAGGAAGUGUGAGAAGAGCUUUGAAAGAAAA
This is a messenger RNA of Protobothrops mucrosquamatus (brown spotted pit viper), 1062 nucleotides long. RefSeq names its product zinc finger protein 708-like. Bases 1 to 1032 code for a protein of 343 amino acids. The record is from RefSeq and is a predicted model, not a curated record. Lineage: Eukaryota; Metazoa; Chordata; Lepidosauria; Squamata; Viperidae. The transcript is spliced from 2 exons.